Daphnia carinata is the source of this 3295-nucleotide messenger RNA. RefSeq names its product poly(A) polymerase type 3-like (gene hrg). Bases 232 to 2262 code for a protein of 676 amino acids. The transcript has 13 exons. Gene Ontology annotation, cellular component: nucleus. Gene Ontology annotation, molecular function: poly(A) RNA polymerase activity; RNA binding. The record is from RefSeq and is a predicted model, not a curated record. Lineage: Eukaryota; Metazoa; Arthropoda; Branchiopoda; Diplostraca; Daphniidae.
CAACGCCGAUUGUCUCGUCGUACGCCAUACUUUGUGGUGUGAACGUAAUUUUUUGUUUCUUGGACAGAUUUUAUAAUUGCACGUUGUGUCCGCGUGGUUUAGUUAUAGUUCGGUAAAACCCUAUGAAAAAUGCUGUGAGGCUCUAAUCAGUGGCGCUACUCGAUAAUGCUGGAGAAAAAUUUGUUGAUAUAGCUUCGGUUUACUGCCUCAGUUCCUAGUGUUUCAAAUUCCAUGUCAACAAAAAUGAGUGCUUUUUGGUCUACACCUCCGGGGCAGAAUGCCCAAUCCCAACAAAUCAUGAAUCAAGCACGAAACUUGGGGAUGACUUCAGCUAUCAGUAUGGCAAUGCCAAAACCAUUAGAUGUACAGAAAACUAAAGAAUUGGCUGAAGCACUGGCUCCACAUGGUGUUUCAGAGACAGAUGAGGAGCUCAAUCACAGAAUGGAAGUUUUAAGGAAGGUAAAUGAAUUGGCCAAAGAAUGGAUUAAAGAAGUGUCUGUACAGAAAAACAUGCCUACAUCAGCAGCUGACCAUGUUGGAGGAAAAAUCUACACAUUUGGUUCUUACCGUUUGGGCGUCCACAAUAAAGGUGCAGAUAUUGAUGCUCUCUGUGUUGCUCCUCGUCAUGUUGACAGAGUUGAUUACUUCACGUCAUUUGUUGAUUUGUUGAAGAAACAACCUGAGGUCACAGAACUCCGAGCGGUUGAAGAAGCGUUUGUACCUGUCAUCAAAAUGAACUUUGAUGGGAUCGAAUUGGAUAUGUUGUUUGCCAGAUUAGCCUUGAAAGAAAUUCCAGAUAACAUGGAUUUGAAAGAUGAUAUGCUGUUAAAGAAUUUGGACCCUAAAUGUGUGCGCAGUUUAAACGGGUGUCGUGUGACUGAUGAGAUUCUACGGCUUGUUCCAAAUAUUGACAAUUUCCGUUUAGCUCUUCGAGCUAUCAAAUUAUGGGCGAAAAAACAUGGAAUUUAUAGCAACGUUUUAGGAUACUUAGGAGGAGUUUCAUGGGCUAUGUUGGUUGCACGAACGUGUCAACUAUAUCCGAAUGCUGCAGCAGCUACUUUGGUUCAGAAAUUUUUCCUAGUGUUCUCAAAAUGGGAAUGGCCCCAGCCAGUUCUUUUAAAACCUCCAGACAACGUCAAUCUAAAUUAUCCCGUAUGGGACCCACGAGUCAAUGUUUCUGAUCGGUAUCACUUGAUGCCUAUCAUCACGCCGGCCUAUCCUCAGCAGAAUUCCACCUUCAACGUCUCCUGCUCAACGCGUACUGUGAUGCAAGAGGAAUUUCGUCACGGUUUUAAUGUGACAGAAGAAAUCAUGACUGGAAAGGCUACAUGGGACAAAUUGUUCGAGCCACCCAAUUUUUUUGUAAAAUACAAGCAUUUUAUCGUCUUGAUUGCCAGCUCUUCCAGUGUAGAGGAUCAACUUGAAUGGGUUGGACUAGUGGAAUCCAAAAUUCGACAUUUGAUUUUAGCACUGGAACGUAACGACCAUAUCACGUUAGCCCACAUCAACCCUGAACAGUUUGAUCCUGUUCAGCCCGAACCAGAAACUGUCAGUACGAUGUGGUUUAUCGGUUUAGUGUUUAAAAAGACGGAAAGCCUCAACAUAGAUCUUACUCAGGACAUUCAAGCUUUCACCGCCCAAGUGCACCGUCAAGCGGCAACAGCCAAAACUGUCAAAGAUGGAAGGCGGAUAGAUGCCAAACACGUAAGAAGGAAACAACUGAGUUCUUAUUUGCCGCCUAAUUUUCUACGCACCAAACGUUUGGGAGGAAUGUCCUUGUCUACUUCGACUGGCAGUUUGUCCAACGGAAGCGGCACCCCUCCAGCAGGAACCUUUGCUCAGCCUAGAAAGAGGCCAUCGGAUGCGGCACUCGAUGCCGUCAUGAUGAAGAAAGUCAGAACAAGAGAAUCGACUGACGGAACGAGGAACUUGGAGGGGGAUGAAUGUCGCAGUCCAUUCGUUAUUAAUUCCAAUGACGAUUCCUGUUCUUCCCUGUCAGUCGAUGAUGUCCAAAACUCCUUUCCCGUACCCGUUGAAGAAGUGCAACCGUCGGAAGACGCCAAUGAUAAGGAUAUUGAGAGCUUGGUAGCGGCAAACACUGAAGACGAAACCUUCGCUUUACCUGGGGUGCCUGUUAAAAGACCGACUAACCUAACAUUGAGACGCAUGCGAUUGUGUAGCGAUGAAUUGCCGGACGUCACCACGCCCUCACCUCGGGAACCUCAUCCGACUCACCCAACCAUCAGAUUUACCCUCAAGUGAGUUUGAUUUAAAAAAAAAAAAAAAAAAAAAAGGCCAAUCUCUCUGCAAAGCAUUGAAAAAAAUAUUUAAAAAAAAAAACUAAAAAAGAAAGAAAGAAAAAAAAAAACUUUGAAUCAUGAAAGACAAAUCUUUCUUUUAUGCACACGGCAACAACAACAAAAACAUUGCGAGAGAUUGCAAACAAAAUUAAAACGGUUCGGUAUUAGAAAACCGGGAUGCCAUAUAUUGAAGAAAAACGUGUGCUGCAUAAAAUCAUGGAAAUUUCAGGCAACAAACGCAUUCGCCUAGAAAUUUUACAGCCGCGUGCGCGUUAUCAUCUGCGUAAAAAAAAUGUACGUAUGUAAUAACUUCUUAUUGUUGUGUUGCUCUUUGGUAAAAAAAAAACAACAAAAAAACAACAAAAAAAACAACAACAAACUGUCAUCUCAUCAUUCCAACGUCAACGAGAGAGAGGCAAUUGAGAAAAAAAGGAUUACAGUUUGUGUUGCAUAAAAAUUAAUUUAACGAAACUUUCCUCCUAAAAUUUGCGUUUUCUUUUUCGUCACCAGAAGAGGAAGUGUUUCCCUCCUUCCGCUUAAACCUUUUCUUAAUUUUUUGGCCCCUCUGUUUAUACGCAUGAGAAAGUGCGUGUGUAAAUGGUGCGUUCGCGACAAGCUCUGAUUAUGUUUUCGUUUAAUUCGAAAAAAAGCAAUGGGUGGCCUUUAAUGUUCCACUUAUUGUUUUCCUUUGGCUCUCUCUUGAAAAAAAAAUGAUGCUUCAUCUGUCAUCUUUUUUUUCUUUCGUUUCCAUCGCGAACAUCGAGAUAGCAUCAUGAUUUUUCUCUUUCCAAUCCCUUUUAUAAAGCGAAUGUUUACUACUCCUAACUUAAAAACAAAAAUCUAAAAAAAAGUUCACCAACAGAAAUUAGUUUCUAAUUUUUUUUUCUCGUUUUUUUUCUAGUGUGUAUCAUUUCUUUGUCAUUUGUACUUUGACUGGCGUUCAAACGGAUAAAAAUAAACGGGAUCAUUUUGGUUUCCUUCCCAAACCCCCCCCC